AUGCCCAGAAACGCCCACGUCACGUACCGCGUCGGCGUCUGGCCCUUCAACCAAACCCAAGGCGGCCCAGACCGUGACUGUGCCCUCACCUGGUGGAACACAACCGGCUACGCCAUGUUUCAAAACCCAGGACAGCGGUACUCGCAAGCAGCCAUCGACCAGAACCGUCUGGGCAGCUGCGCCGCGACGUUGAUCCACGGUGCCGGUGACCUGUACAACAACACGAGCCCGUGGAUCGACUUCUGGGACGACAUGGCUCGCAUGCCGUACCAACGCACCGAAGAUGUCGCUCUGGAGCUCUUCGACCGCCACGGUGACCUCAAGGACGAGUUUUGCAUGGGCGCCACGACAGUCUGGCGGGAUAAGUUUGGAGAUCGGUUUAUCCUCGUCAUCGACCACCUACGGAUUCUGGACCACCUGCCUCGCGUCCCCCAGCGCACGGCAGAUCUGAAGGAGAGCUUGAUGAGGGAGUUGCUCGCCAAGGCGCAGGCGCAGGUCGAUGAAAUCGAUGGGCCCAAGGAGUUCUUUGCCAUUGCCAGCGGGGCUAUGUUGAAGCGGGAGUUGAGUAUACACGGGCGAGAUCUGCCUGAGGACGAGCAGAGAAUGCCGUUGUGGAAUAUGUGGACACAGCACAAUUUUCGGUUUUUGAGGAAGAUGGGGUUUCGCAGGCUGGGCAGCAGUCAUUAUUUGGCUUGGUCGUCGGACGAGAAUCAUCCGUCGAGGCAGAUCACGCUUGAGGAUGAGGCGGCUCUGGAUCAGAUUAUCCUACAGGGCGCCCCUGUGAACGGCGGAUUGGGGGAUGAUCUGGAUGAAAAUCCACUUGAUCUCAGUAAUUCGCCAGAGGCAAACGGUACUCACGACAUCGAUGGUUCUCAGGAUGCCAUUAGUCCUCAAGAGUCCACUGCUUCUCAAGAUGCCGCUAGCUCUCCGGACACUGAAGUCUCUCCGGAAACCACUGCUUCUCAAAACGCAUUGUGA
This is a messenger RNA of Pseudomassariella vexata, 978 nucleotides long. RefSeq lists its product as uncharacterized. Lineage: Eukaryota; Fungi; Ascomycota; Sordariomycetes; Amphisphaeriales; Pseudomassariaceae. The record is from RefSeq and is a predicted model, not a curated record. Bases 1 to 978 code for a protein of 325 amino acids. The transcript has a single exon.